Molecule: messenger RNA, 1106 nt
Organism: Folsomia candida
Lineage: Eukaryota; Metazoa; Arthropoda; Collembola; Entomobryomorpha; Isotomidae
Exons: 3
Coding region: 243-1082 (279 amino acids)
Source: RefSeq, a predicted model, not a curated record
CAUCGGAAAAGACUACAAAUUGCAGGUGCAUUUAGUCUUUAGUUCCAUGAAAAUGUAGUGUUGAAGUCUUUUAACUAGACCAACGUCUAAAAUUCACCUUAAAACAUACAUCAUUAUCAUUUUGCUUUAAUUUCCCAUUUUUGGACUAACGGGACUUAUUCAAAUUUUUAUUUGUGAUGCUGCAUGACUUUAACAGAUAGAGUAUUUACGUUUACACUUUUACUGAAAUUUCAAAUAGCAAAAUGAAUCGCCCAAUAUUUCCAGUAUUUCUAACCCUUCUUUUAAUUGUUUCUUCUUCUUCUGAACAUAAGGUUUCUCCCAGGUCAGACGUUAUAGUCGAAGGGAUAACUGCUUAUCCAUCCUGGUAUAUUAGCGAGCCAACCAGCAGUACGACACAGACUCCGACUUUAUAUCGAAUCGAUGGGGCCUUGUACCCAGCCGCCCUUAUCGGUCCGGUCACCCACGGCCCGGAUCCAGAAUACACCAAGGAUACAACCCUUCGACUCAAUGGCCAGGUCUACAACAUUAAAGAAUCCGGUCGACUCGGUCGUGGUGAUUCAUACCUACCAGGAAAUGGUGGUGAUGAUGGUGGCUUAUCGGAUGGCGAUGACGACACAACGCCUGUCCCAGUUCAAGGUGCCAUAGAUUAUGUCCUCCUCCCACUCAUCUUUCUCGCCAUUGCUGGACCAAUGUUCGUCAUCGUAUUCAUCGUAAUGGCCUCCGUUGAGUACAAAUUAGCCCCAAAUGUGCAGUUGAGAGAGGAGCGAUCCCUCAACAACCGGAAACACACUUAUUUCAACCUCCAGACGCUGUAUACAGAGGGGGCGAAACCGUUCAUGGAGCUCGUGGGGCGUGCCUUUGAGGAUGAGAGUUGUCAGGAGCGGAUCGCUUGUGAGAUGGGGUCGUGGUCACGCGGCUUGAGGGAAAUGUCGCCUGGAUUGUUCGACUAUACGGAAGGAUUUAGCCGAAUGCUGGUUCCGUCACGUUUUUCAAAGAGUUAUGACGCCUACAUGACAUCCAUUCGGAAGGACGGGGGAUAUAACAAUUGUCUCAAUUUUAAUUUUACCUGCUUUACAAAAUAAAUUUUAUUAUUAUCACAUAAAGUA